GGCUGGGGGAAGGGGAGGGAGGAGCUCGCGCUGCCCGGACCAGCCCGCGCGCCGCCGCUUCCAGCAAGCAGCAGCGCCUGCCGGGUGGAGGGUCCAGUUCGCGCCGCGCGGACAAGGGCUGAGGCCAAGGCGGAGCGGCGCACGGGGGCAGCAAAGCCCCGGGGGAGGCGGCAACACUAUGGCCGGCCCCCCGCCGCCGCCCCCGGGCCAGGAGGCGCCCCGCUACCAAGAGUGGAUCUUAGACACCAUCGACUCGCUGCGCUCUCGCAAGGCGCGCCCGGACCUGGAGCGCAUCUGCCGCAUGGUGCGCCGGCGGCACGGCCCGGAGCCGGAGCGCACCCGCGCCGAGCUGGAAAAGCUCAUCCAGCAACGCGCCGUGCUCCGAGUCAGCUACAAGGGAAGCAUCUCGUACCGCAACGCUGCGCGGGUCCAGCCUCCCCGGCGAGGUGGAGCGCCCGCCGCCAGUCCGGCGGCCCCGCAGCGCCCGGCCCGCACUUCCCCGCCCAGCGCUCCCGCCGCCACCGCGACGCCCCGGUCCUCCCAGCGUGCUGCGCCUCGCGCAGAGCCAGUCGCGCCGCCGCCGCCACCGCCGCCGCCGCCUCCGCCUCGUCGGACCGGACGGGAGCGACCGCCGCCGCCCGCAGCCCAAGAGGAAUCCUCCCCCGUUAGUCUGCGAGAGAUUGUGCGCUACUUGGGCGGGGACGGCGCCGCGCCGGGGGGCGGCCGAGUGACUCGAGGCCGAGCACAGGGGCUGCUUCAAGAGGAGAGGCUGGAAAGAACCCGCUUGGGUGGCGGCGGCGGCGGCGGUGGCGGCGGCAGCAGCAACAGCGUCGCUUUGCCCAGGGCGGAGAGAGGCGCGCAGGCCCGGGCCCCCAACGCCAGACCAUACAGGAACAAGAAGGCAGGGGAGGAGAUCAAAGGUGAAGAAGACGAGGACGAAGAGGAAGAAGAGGAUGAAGUCUCCACUAUGUCUGAAGGCUCAGAAGUGGCACAAGAUUUUGAGAUCAGCAACUACAGCAGACCUGGGACAGGCCAGGUGAAUGGUGACUGUAAGGACAGCAAGCACGGUGGGAAAGAGAUCGCACCCAGCAGUGUCACCCCCAGAGACCUGCACUCCCUAGAGGAAACAUCUUUGAACAAAGGAUUGGAGCAUUCUCAGCAUGAAGGGAAUGAGCAAUGUCACACAAAGGCCUCUUGGCCUGGAGAAAGUGCCUGUCACCAUCUGGGAGGCAGCAAGAAAGAUGGCAGCGCCUAUCAGCAGCCAGACAGAGCAGUGUCACCAGCUGUUGCAGGGGCUGAUCCCUCUGUGCCCUCAUCUCCUGGGAGACCUGGCAUCCAGGCAGAUGGGAGACCAUUCAGUUGUGUUUCGGUGAAAGAGAAGCCUUCUGACCCUGUGGAAUGGACUGUCGGUGACGUUGUGGAUUAUUUCACAGAAGCUGGGUUUGCUGAGCAAGCUUCGGCCUUUCAGGAGCAGGAGAUUGAUGGGAAAUCUCUGCUGCUGAUGCAGCGCACUGAUGUGCUUACUGGCCUCUCUAUUCGCCUGGGACCGGCCCUCAAGAUCUACGAGUAUCACAUCAAGGUCCUCCAGCAGUGCCACUUUGAAGAAGACGAGGGCGACUCCUUCAUGGGCUGAGGAGAACGGGGCCACGCUAGUGAGGGGGAGGGAGAGAACAGGGACUCUGUCAACGCUACUGUCUCAGCCAUUUCAGCCUUCCUUUGCCUCUGUGAAAACAAGACAACGUUGGGAAGGGCAAGGGCUUGGACCAUACCUGGUGAGAGGAGGGAGGCAGAAAUGACCCAGCUUUCGUGGCUUCCUUAUCCCGGUUAUCUGGUGAUCCAAAAGACUGGGUUCAGAGGGCUAAAAGCUCGCUUUCUUCUCUCAUCUUGCCUGUCUGACCCGACCCCAAGCUUUUCACUCACCAUAGUGCAUUGUCUGUUGGGGGGGGGGGAGAGAAAGAUGAGGCAAUGUGGUUUUCCUCCUUUUCCCAAUCUUCACCUGAGCUGAAAUGAUUUAUGCUUCAGCAGCACCCAAAUGGCUUCUCCCUUCCCUCUCUCCAACAGUAGCAUUGGAUAGCCCUGAUUGCCCCUUCUUUCGAUGAUAGGCAAGAAAAAAAGCUUGCUGGAGGUGCCAGGAGGUUUUAAUCAAAUAGCUUUUUAUUCUCUUUUCUGUUCAGGUAGCCUUUUCUUCCAAUUUUCAUGGUUGUUGCCCAGAGUCAAUUGCUUUUUAUUAUUUUUUUUUCUUCCCCAUUUUUUAAAAAUAUAAAUAUUUAAACUGAAAAAACGAUUUAGUAUUCCCAGAUACCUUAGCCCUCUGCAAAGGGUAAUGGAACCAGCUGAAAUGACUGUAUGUUUAAAGGGCAAAAAUGUGCAAGAGGGCUCCAGAUUUUGGGUUCUGCUCUAUGGAGAAGUGUCACCUGGUAAUCAAGUUUUGGAAGAAAAAAGAAAGCAAGUGGGGGUAGAUUAUCUUCUGUCUAGUCCAUAGAUGGGAAUAGACUUGAAGGGUUCCACCUUAAUUUUCAGUAUUGUAAUCCGUGGGAUGAAAGCGCGGUAACCUUUACAUAAUCACCAAAAAGUCUAAAAUAAAUGUAGGAUUUAUAGAUGGGCUCUUUCCAGUGGGCAGAGAGUUAUAACUGUGUGCUUGCGUGUGUAUGUAUGUAUUUUCAUUAGCAGUGAGUUUUCUUACAUAAGGACUAUAUAAGUAGACCAUACCACCAAUAUUAAUGCUUUGGGGACAUAGAAAAGGAUAGGGAAUGAAAUUGGCCAGAACCAUUUUUUUUCUCUAUCAAACACCCAGGGGAUGGCUUUCCUAUCCUUAGGACUGGCCUCUUCCUGUUUAAGCAGGAUAAAUCCUAAAAGAUUGCAAUGCCAAUAUUAAGAAAUUAUCCUUGGUAAACUUGUAAAAAUCAGGUGAUGGAGGUAUUCCGGUGGGCACAUUAUACAACAUUUCAGAUUCUCAAUGGUUUUGAAGACAUAUUGUACUUAAUGUUGGCCAGGAAACAUCUGUUUCACAAUUGAAAGUCAGUUUCAGUUUUGCAUUAAAAACAAUGGGAACUUCAUAGAGGAUGCAGACAACUCUUUAGAAUAGGAUCUUAGAUUGUAUACAGAACAACAUUUCCAAAACUCAUUGGAGAAUCACGACAGAUCACUUCAAAUGGUGUAAAUUAGAAAUGUAAAGGGGAUCUUACUGAAAGUGAGAAAAAUUUAUAUCUACUCUGUUUAGUUGUGCAUUAGGAACAGAAAACUACAUAAUUGCAAAGAGAGAAGGAAACUUCAAUUUCACUACCAGGAAGAAUGCAGAUAUGAGCACACUGAAUUUUAUGUUCUCAACAUUUCCCUUCGACCCACGAGGGCUAGAAACUUAUACUUUGAACUUUGAUAACAGAGGUUCUUGAUGUUUUAGCACAGAAGUGCCUCAGGGGCUUACAUACUGGCUACACAUUGCUCUCUAUUGCACUAGGCCCUAUUUUUUUGUCCAGAGCUGGGAAUAAAAAACCAAAUUUUUUAAGUUCUAACAAGUCUUAACCCCUUGUAUUUUGUCUAUCAAACUUGCUGUGCAAGAAGUAAUACACAAUACAGUGUAGGAAACAGUGGCCGAUCCAGCAGGAGCUGGAGUGGCUUUUGAUCCUGCUCACUCCUUUUGGUAAUAGAUACGGAGCUCUUGGUUCACUCUUAACUCAUUCCAGGCACAAUGAAAGAAUCUGCAAAAGGUAAAUUAAAAAAAAUAUAUAUACAGCUGACUCACUAUAGUGAUCUGAAAGCUCAGUGAGGCCAAAUUGGAAUGAGUAUUGUACUGGGGUAUCUUAAACGUUUAAGGAGCAGCUUAAGGCAUAACUUUGCAAUGAAAGAGCAAAAAGCUUUGUGUUGAUACAUUCAUGAAUUUUUCUCAGACUUAAGACUAUGUAAAUACGAUCAUCAUAUAUUGAUAACAGUUCACUUUUUAAAAUAUGUAUGUGUGCAUAUAUAUACACAUAAACAUAUAUAUGUAUACAUAUACAUAUAUGUGUAUAUAUAUAUAUAUAGAUGAUAAAUGACUUCAUAGUUUCAUCAUGUGCCCAGAUCAUAAUGUAAAAAAUCUUGAAAAAUGUGAAAUGAUAAGUUCAAUGAAUUGUGAGUUGGGCACAUGUUGAUUUUUCUCACUCAUUUCACUGACUUUUUUCACAGGGAAACUACUUUAUGAUGUAUGCAAAUUUCCAUUAUAGCACCUUUGAAGACAGUAAUCACUAGUAGACAAUUUUAAAUGUUUUGGAUUUUAUCUGCUCAAAAACUUAUGAAGAAUGCAACCUUCAUAAGUCUCAGGUCAGCACAAUUGCAUCCAAACUAUUUUAAUUUCAGGGUAAUGCUAAAAGAGGUAUUUGGGAAGUGGUGGUUGGAUGGUUGUCAUCUUUGAUAUGUGAAUCCUGGCUAUCAUGGUUGAAUGUGACUACUCAUAAUGAAGCCACAAUGCCAUCCAAGCUCACAUUCCUACACAAAAGUGGAUGGUGGCUCUUUAGGAACAUGAAUCUAGCAAACUGCAUCUGUGUUUAAGAUUAAUUUCUGAAUAAGAUAUUCCAUGUGCUGGAAUUGGCUGAUUUCAGGACCAUCUAUCAUUUGUUGCAUUUUCCCCCUCUCCCCCCCCCCCAGAUAAUCUCAGGUUUAGUAGAAUUUAUUCCCACGUAGACAGACAUGGAUCUGGUCUUAAGUAGUUUUUAUCUCCAGUUCAUCUGGGUGUUCCUGUUAAGUGUCCAACUUUGGUUCCACCUAAAAAAAACCCCAUCUUUUAUCUAAAUUUCUGAUGCUGGUGCGCAUUGUGUAUAAAUACAGAACUGGCAGAAGUUAUUCCAAUUAAUAUAAUGGUGUAUUUACUUUUUAUUUAUUUUGGACAUAUAUUAACUGACUUGGGGGUUUUAUGAGAUGUCCCUGCACCAUGCUAUACCUUGUUACAAAAAGAGUUAAGUAGCCAACUUGAUAAAAGAGUUAUCCUUUUUUUCUG
Molecule: messenger RNA, 4969 nt
Organism: Crotalus tigris (Tiger rattlesnake)
Lineage: Eukaryota; Metazoa; Chordata; Lepidosauria; Squamata; Viperidae
Gene: SAMD1
Product: sterile alpha motif domain containing 1
Exons: 5
Coding region: 179-1633 (484 amino acids)
Molecular function (GO): protein binding; DNA binding
Source: RefSeq, a predicted model, not a curated record